AAGUAAACCCUUUUUCCAACAAGCUACCAACUGAAGCUCCACCACCCUUAUGGCCACCGCCACCGUCACCCUUAUGGCAAUCGCCACCGCCACUGCCACCAUCUCCACCACCAACAGGUAAGUGAGAUCUUUACGGAAUUGUUAGUCACUUCUAUUUCUAACCUCUCCUGUCUUUCAGAUUUUAAAUUCCAUGUUGGUCGAACAAUAAGGUUAUUGUAUGGGUUCAAAUCUGGACGACCACGGCCCAUCUCAAGUACUUCCACUUCUGAAAGAAGACACCGCUCGAGUCGUACUCUUUUUCCCUCUCCCGGGUUUUGUCCCAAUCGGGUUUUCUCGGGGAGGUUUUUAAUGAGGCGACGAGGGGGACAUCUCUGAGGUUCGAAGUAUUGUUCAUUGCCCCGCCUACCAAUUACAUCUCUAGGCCGAACAAUGAAGGGACUAGUAACUGCUCGAACUGUCAUCAUUACUGUUGUGCCCACUGUCACGGUUGUUAUUCUUAUUGUUUGUACUUUUGUCAUCUUGAGGAAGAGGCAAAAGAGGAAGCACCUGCUGAACCCAAUUGAGAGCAUACAUGGGGAUGAUACUACUACUGCAGAAUCCUUGCAAUAUGAUUUUUCUGCAAUUCAAGCAGCAACAGAUAACUUCUCAAAUGCAAAUAAGUUGGGACAAGGCGGAUUUGGUCCUGUGUACAAGGGUAAGCUUCCAAAUGGACAAGAAGUAGCGGUAAAAAGAUUGUCAGUAGGUUCAGGCCAAGGUGAUCUAGAAUUCAAAAACGAGGUGCUGCUGGUUGCCAGGCUUCAACACAGGAAUUUGGUUAGGCUGCGAGGAUUUUGUCUAGAUGGAACAGAGAGACUUCUUGUCUAUGAAUUUGUUCCUAAUGCAAGCCUUGACCAUUUUUUAUUUGAUUCGGUUAAACGUAGGCAACUGGAUUGGGAAAAGCGAUACAAAAUCAUAGGAGGCAUUGCUAAGGGAAUUCUUUAUCUUCAUGAGGAUUCUAGACUUCGUAUCAUUCAUCGUGAUCUCAAAGCUAGUAACGUUCUACUAGAUGCAGAUAUGAAUCCUAAAAUCUCAGACUUUGGCAUGGCAAGGCUAUUCACAUUGGAUGAAACUCAAGGCAACACAAGCAGAAUCGUUGGGACCUAUGGAUAUAUGGCACCAGAGUACGCAAUGCACGGACAAUUUUCAGUCAAAUCAGAUGUUUUUAGCUUUGGAGUACUAGUCCUAGAAAUUUUAAGUGGCCAAAGAAACACUCGUUUCAGAAAUGGAGAAUCUGUGGAAGACCUUCUGAGCUAUGCUUGGACAAACUGGCGUGAAGGAACAUCUUCAAAUUUGAUAGACCCCAUAUUGAGGGGAAGCUCAGGAAUAGUUCGUGAUAUAACGAGAUGCAUCCACAUAGCUUUAUUGUGUGUUCAAGAAAAUGCUGCAGAUAGACCAACUAUGGCUGCAGUAGUUCUCAUGCUCAGUAGCCUCUCUCUGAGCCUUCCAGUGCCUUCAGGGCCUGCAUACUCUAUGCACAAUGUUGGUAACCCGGAGAAUUCACUUAUUCAAGAAUACAAUUCAAGAAUGUCCCGUUCAUCACAAAAUGAGGUGUCGAUAACUGAGUUAUAUCCAAGAUAAUAGUCUUGUAUUCAAUUGCCUUUCGUUUAAUUAUGAGAUGCAUUAUGUGUGGAGGCAGCUGUCAACGAUAAACGAGAAACUUGAAUUGAAGCCUCAGAGAUCCAAACCUACAUGCUCUUGUGAUUUGCCCCCUUUCCCCCUCCUAGUCUAGCGCUAGUGCCUACGCUGAAAAUGGAGAUAAUUUUAUGCAUGGUCAUUGAACUUUUGUGUUUGUUACCCAAAA
This is a messenger RNA of Nicotiana tabacum (common tobacco), 1840 nucleotides long. Lineage: Eukaryota; Viridiplantae; Streptophyta; Magnoliopsida; Solanales; Solanaceae. The record is from RefSeq and is a predicted model, not a curated record.